This is a messenger RNA of Musa acuminata subsp. malaccensis (wild Malaysian banana), 2098 nucleotides long. RefSeq names its product hexokinase-2. Gene Ontology annotation, molecular function: glucokinase activity; D-glucose binding; fructokinase activity. Gene Ontology annotation, cellular component: mitochondrion; cytosol. The record is from RefSeq and is a predicted model, not a curated record. Lineage: Eukaryota; Viridiplantae; Streptophyta; Magnoliopsida; Zingiberales; Musaceae. Gene Ontology annotation, biological process: carbohydrate phosphorylation; intracellular glucose homeostasis; glucose 6-phosphate metabolic process.
AAGUCACCACAUGGCACGAAUCACGAGCAAAUGGGUUGGCCAUUCGGAUGGGUUUCAGAUCUGAGAUGGAAAGAGACGUGUUCUAAAACCCAAUCCAUCGAUCGCGGCUUGUAGUCAGUCGUAUCUUCCUCCUCAAACCACGCGGUUGUUGGAAUCCAAUUCCAAAAUAAAAGCAAACUAUCACGCCCCCGCCCUCGAGAUCUCUCAUUUCCUUUUGCUUCUUCCCACGAAUUCAAUCCCCCCAGAAGAUUAAGCUUGGUUUCUCCUCCUGAUCUCGUUCCAAUUCUCUUCCCGUUUCUGCCGAGGGAAAAAGGAAAGAUCAUCCGAUUCCUUUUUGAGUGUAUUUGGCCGUUUUAUUUCCUUCGAUUUAUAGACCGAUCUGGUCCUGAGUCGAGAUCAGCUGAUUCGGGAGGCUAGCAGAAGCGGAUUGAUUAGGGCGAAGAAGCUUUGGGAGGAUUUGAAGCCCUAGGUUCUCGAAUCCGGCGGCAAGACCGGGGUCUGGCUCGAUUGAGGUCUUUGAGUCGAGCGGGAGGUUAGGGUUUUGAUUCGUUCUGUUGCCAUAAUGGGGAAGGUCGCGGUCGGGGCAGCUGUGGUGUGCGCGGCGGCGGCCGUCGCCGUGACGGCGCUCGUGGUGCGCCAUCGGAUGCGGAGCGCCGAGCGCUGGGCCCGUGCUGCCGCGGUGCUGAGGGAGCUCGAGGAGAAGUGCGCCACCCCGGUUGAGAAGCUUUGGGAGGUGGCCGACGCGAUGACGAAGGAGAUGCACGCCGGGCUCGAGUCGGAGGAUGUGAGCAAGCUCAAGAUGAUCAUUAGCUACGUCGACAAACUCCCCACCGGGGAUGAGAGAGGAUUAUUUUAUGCGUUGGACCUUGGAGGAACCAAUUUUCGCGUCUUGCGCGUGCAGCUAGGAGGAAGGGAAGGGCGUGUUGUCAGGCAAGAGGCUAAGGAGGUUUCAAUACCCCAUGAUUUGAUGGUCGGAAGAUCUGAUGAACUAUUUGAUUUUAUCGCUUCAGCUUUAGUGAAGUUUGUUGAUUUGGAAGGUGAAGAGUUUCACCUUCAUUCUGGCAGGCAGAGAGAACUCGGCUUCACCUUUUCCUUUCCGGUCAAGCAAACUUCUGUUGCUUCAGGCACUCUAAUCAAAUGGACAAAGGGUUUCAACAUAGAUGGCAUGGUUGGGGAAGAUGUUGUAUCUGAAUUGAAUAAGGCCCUACAAAGACAAGGUCUUGAUAUGCAAGUUGCAGCUUUGGUUAAUGAUACAGUUGGAACGCUAGCUGGUGGCAGGUAUGAUGAUACUGAUGUUGUCGCUGCUGUUAUAUUGGGUACUGGUACUAAUGCAGCAUAUGUUGAGCGUGCUGAUGCAAUUAAAAAGUGGAAAGGUCCGCUUCCUGGAUCGGGAGAAAUUGUCAUCAACAUGGAAUGGGGAAAUUUUAGCUCCUCUCACCUCCCAAUGACAGAAUAUGAUACUGCAUUAGAUGUUGAAAGUUUGAAUCCUGGUGACCAGAUCUUUGAGAAGCUCAUUUCAGGAAUGUAUCUUGGUGAAAUUGUCCGAAGAGUCCUGCUGAGAUUAGCUGUACAAACUGCUUUAUUUGGAGAUAAUGUACCCCCACAACUUGAAAUUCCAUUCGUAUUACGGACACCAGUCAUGUCCGCUAUGCAUCAUGAUACUUCAGCUGAUCUCAAAGUUGUCGGGGCCAAACUGAAGGAAUUCUUGGGGAUUUCUAGCACCUCCUUGAAAGCGAGAAAAGUGGUUGUCCAGAUCUGUGAUGUUGUUGCCAAGCGUGGGGCUCGGCUGGCUGCUGCAGGCAUAGUUGGGAUUCUGAAGAAGCUGGGACGGGAUGGCAGUGGAAUGCGAAGGACAGUGAUCGCUAUGGACGGUGGGCUUUACGAGCAUUACACUGUAUUCAGAGAAUGCUUGCACGGCGCCCUGAAUGAAAUGCUCGGAGAUGAGGCCUCUUCGUCUGUUGUCGUCAACCUCACUAACGAUGGAUCAGGCCUUGGCGCGUCUCUUCUUGCAGCCUCUCACUCUCGGUACCUUGAACAGUCCUAAGAGGAUUCCAAUACAAAAUAAAAUAAGGAAACCUGCGGUUUCUGCUUACCCUUU